This is a messenger RNA of Prionailurus viverrinus (fishing cat), 2864 nucleotides long. RefSeq names its product TDP-glucose 4,6-dehydratase (gene TGDS). Lineage: Eukaryota; Metazoa; Chordata; Mammalia; Carnivora; Felidae. The transcript is spliced from 12 exons. The record is from RefSeq and is a predicted model, not a curated record. Bases 120 to 1187 code for a protein of 355 amino acids. Gene Ontology annotation, molecular function: dTDP-glucose 4,6-dehydratase activity. Gene Ontology annotation, biological process: nucleotide-sugar metabolic process.
UGCUGCCCACCCCACUGACGUGUCGGGGCAGCGAGACGUGUCGCGAAGAGUCACGGUGGAACUUACCUACGGUGUACAGAUCUGGCGCUUUACGCUGCUAGGCACUGCUGAGCUGGGAGAUGUCGGCUGCGGGCAGGGCGGAGCCCUUGGGUCCUCCCGGCAGCUUUGCGAAGCGGCUCCUGGUGACCGGGGGUGCUGGUUUCAUCGCAUCACAUGUGAUUGUCUCUUUAGUACAAGAUUAUCCGAACUAUAUGAUCAUAAAUCUAGACAAGCUGGAUUACUGUGCAAGCUUGAAGAAUCUUGAAACCAUUUCUAACAAACAAAACUACAAAUUUAUACAGGGUGACAUAUGUAAUUCUCACUUUGUGAAACUGCUUUUUGAAACAGAGAAAAUAGAUAUAGUGCUACAUUUUGCUGCGCAAACACAUGUAGAUCUUUCAUUUGUACGUGCCUUUGAGUUUACAUAUGUUAAUGUCUAUGGCACUCAUGUUUUGGUAAGUGCUGCUCAUGAAGCCAGAGUGGAGAAAUUUAUUUACGUUAGCACAGAUGAAGUGUAUGGAGGCAGUCUUGAUAAGGAAUUUGACGAAUCUUCACCCAAACAACCUACAAAUCCGUAUGCAUCAUCUAAAGCAGCUGCUGAGUGUUUUGUACAGUCUUACUGGGAACGAUAUAAAUUUCCAGCUGUCAUCACACGAAGCAGUAAUGUUUACGGACCACAUCAAUAUCCAGAAAAGGUUAUUCCAAAAUUUAUAUCUUUACUACAACACAACAGGAAAUGCUGCAUUCAUGGAUCAGGGCUUCAAACGAGAAAUUUCCUUUAUGCUACCGAUGUAGUGGAAGCAUUUCUCACUGUCCUCAAGAAGGGGAAACCAGGUGAAAUUUAUAACAUCGGAACCAAUUUUGAAAUGUCAGUUCUCCAGCUUGCCAAAGAACUAAUACAACUGAUCAAAGAGACCAAUUCAGAGUCUGAAAUGGAAAACUGGGUGGAUUAUGUUAAUGAUAGACCUACCAAUGACAUGAGAUAUCCAAUGAAGUCAGAAAAAAUACAUGGUUUAGGAUGGAGACCCAAAGUGCCUUGGAAAGAAGGAAUAAAAAAGACAAUUGACUGGUACAGAGAGAAUUUUCACAACUGGAAGAAUGCAGAAAAGGCAUUGGAACCCUUUCCAGUACAACCACCGUUUGUAUAGUCAAGACAGUUUUCAGAGAAAGAAGAAAAUUAUCCUACCUCCACAAGCCAUGGGAAACCAAGUGACCAAAAGGUGUCCUCUUUUCUUUUGGAAUUAGAUUCAUGACUUUCUGCAUAAAAUUCGAAUGCAAAACACCUCAAUCUUUAGAGUAGGUGUGGUGCUGGCAUAGGAUUUAAAUUUCAAGAUUCUUUCCAAAAACCUUUCUCCUGAAAGUUAGGCACCAGAAGGCCUAGAAAGACCUUUCGUAGGAAGGGGCCAGGAAAAUGGAAUCUCAUGGUUCUGAGAACAAGGACCGAGCCCAGUUCUGCGCUGACGACAGCCUUCGCGGGCCUUGAACUCAGUUGUCCGACCUUCCCCACUGCCUACAAAGUCUCUCAAGUUUCCAUUUUUCGGCAACAUAGGAUGAGCUGUCUGUCCUCAUUCAUCUUGUUUAUUAAAGGUCUGAUAUGCUAUAAUUGCUUUAAAAGUGGAACAAUGGAAGCAUAUCUAGCACUUUUUAACUUUAGAUAAUUUUGUAAAAUUAAGUUAAAUGUUUUUUAAAAGAAGGAUGUAGUUUUUACAUUUUCAAAAUCAGUUGUUGGACUAUAUAUGAGUAAUCUCAUAUGAGAGAUUUUUAUCAUGUAUUUGCCAUUUAAAAUGAUUUUAUUUAUAAAAGUAUCACUAUUGUAACGUAUUUAAUGUAGAACGUGGCUUUAUUUUUACUAAGGUAUGUUUUUAUUUUGCUGUAGAAAAAAUUUUUAAAUAUCUUGAUUAAAUACUUUUAAUUCCUCUCUCUCCUAAAGACUUUAAGAUGGCUUGAAAAAGCGCUGACUGGAUAUUGCAUUGAGAAAGGGUGAGGAGUUCAAGGUUGUGCCCAGCUUUCUGGCUUCCGUGCAUGUGUGAUGACUUCUUUCCUCCGUGAGGUGGAAAGCUAGGUCAUUCACUCACAGGUGGUUAAAAGUAAGAGGGGUAAGGGUGGAGUAAGGGCCUCGAAGAGGUGGAGAUCGGGAAAAGAAUAAGCAGCUCCAAAGUUGGAAGAGGAUUUGCCAAGCAGGAGUGAAACACAAACUGACGUUGAAUACAGUCAUUUCAGGAUUCUGAGAUGUGGGGGCACCUGGGUGGCUCAGUCAGUUAAGCAUCAGACUCUUGAUUUCGGUCAGAUCGUGAUCUCACGGUUUGUGAGUUCAAGCCCCGAGUUGGGCUCUGUGCUGAGUGUGGAACCUGCUUGGGAUUCUCUCUCUCCCUCUCUCUUUGUCCCUCCCCUGCUUGUGGUCUCUCUCUUUCUCAAAAUAAAUAAACAUUAAAAAAAAAUAAUUCUGAGAUGUGCAAAGUGGAUUGAUCCAGAGGUAGGCAUAGUAGGAGUCGGGAGGGGUCGAGGGGCAGAGGGCUAAGAAUAAGCAAAGAGUGAGGCCCCCUAGUCCCGAUGGUUUAGGGAAGAAAAUUCCUCCUGGGGGUUGGCUGUAGCUAGAGGAAAUGAAGAGGGGACCAGGCACAUAGGUGUGGCAGUGAGAGGUUGGGGAGGCUGGGAAGUUACAGGCAGAAAAUGGGACCAACUGAGAGCAGAUGGUCUUUUGGUAGAGUCUGGUCAUUGAGGGUAGAUGACAAAAACACUGUUUUCUGUGGCAUUUAGUUUUGUACAUAUUUUUGUGUGCCUUUAUUCCCAACUUUAAUAUACUCAAUAUGGCUUAACUUUAUCAU